Molecule: messenger RNA, 1377 nt
Organism: Ogataea philodendri
Lineage: Eukaryota; Fungi; Ascomycota; Pichiomycetes; Pichiales; Pichiaceae
Exons: 1
Coding region: 1-1377 (458 amino acids)
Molecular function (GO): hydrolase activity, acting on carbon-nitrogen (but not peptide) bonds
Source: RefSeq, a predicted model, not a curated record
AUGUGUCAAUGUUGUUCUAUUCCUGAAGCACCAAUUCCCGCUGCACCAGUUCCUCAAUCAAAGACGGAAGAAUUGAGACUAGAGAAACUGAGGGAGUUGUAUCCUAAACCAUUUGUUGUUCACACCAGCCUGGUUUUCAAUCCAAUCAAUCUCAACUUCGAAAAGAAUUUAUCCUUUGAGAUCGAUCCUGCAAUAGGACUAAUUACAGGCGUCAUUGAAAGAACCGGUUUUGACGCGAGCGUAGGUGAAAAUGAUCUUGAUUUGAGAAAAAAAGUUGUUCUUCCAGGAUUUGUGGAUGCCCAUACUCACAUAUUUCUCCACUCUUAUGAUGAAGCAGAUAACGCUAAACAAAAAAGAGACGAAAGUUUUGUUGAAAGAGUGCUCAGAGCAACCAAUCAUUGCUCAAGUGCUUUACUUGCUGGUUAUACAACUUACCGGGAUCUGGGAUCUGAGGGGAUGCAGGAGGCAGACGCAAAUUUCAGAGACGCCAUCAACAGAGGAAUCAUUCCAGGUCCCCGAUUGUACGUGGCAACAAAAGUUCUAGCAUCAGUCACUGGAAUAAUGACACACACCGAAAACAGAAUUGGCGGUACUCGGAUUGCUGAGACUAGUGAAGCAUGCGACGGAGAAGUCGAGAUUCGGAAGGCCGUUAGAAGGAGAUUGGGAAUGGGGUGUGAUGUUGUGAAGUUCUUUGCAGACUAUAGAAAGAGGGUGAUGAGAUUUCCACCCGCUACACCACAUCCGUAUCUUUCGUCGGUCAUGUUCCCUCCAGAAAUUCCUAAUCCAGACGUUAUUCUUUACACUCAAGAGGAAAUGAACGUUCUCUGCGAAGAAGCAGCUAGUGCGGAUUGCCCUGUGGCAGCACAUUGUGCAACAAACAGAGCAGUUCAAAUGGCUUCGAAAGCUGGAGUACGUACAAUUGAACAUGCGUUUUGGUGUGAUCAAAAAACACUUGACAUAGUGAAAGAGAAUAAGACAAUUAUUGUUCCCACUUUGAGCAUUGCAGAAAGACUCUAUGGUGAAAAUUUUCCGUCUAUGCUUACAAAAACAUAUAACGCAUGGAAAAUGGGAAUAACACAAGCCUGUGGAGGUGAUACAGGGACGUUCAAUCACGGAGAAAAUAUUAGAGAGGCCGAGUUAUUCAGAGAGUCAGGAGUGCCAGUUGAGGACACCUUAAGGUGUUUAACAUUUAACGGCUGGCUUGCUUGCGGGGGUCAUAGUACGGGGAGAAAAUUUGGCUGGCUAGCCGAAGGUUGUGCGGCUGAUAUAGUUGCAGUCGAUGAAGACCCACGUCAAAAUUUUGGGACGCUAAGGAAAAUAUCAUUCGUGAUGAAAGAUGGAAAGCCAUAUAAAAUGGAUGGUAUCAAGCUAUUUUGA